This is a messenger RNA of Erythranthe guttata (spotted monkey flower), 2638 nucleotides long. NCBI's taxonomy places the organism in Eukaryota, Viridiplantae, Streptophyta, Magnoliopsida, Lamiales, Phrymaceae. The record is from RefSeq and is a predicted model, not a curated record.
UCUUUAUUCCUCGUACCAAUCACACCUGUAACCGUUACGACUUCCGAAAAAUAAAAAAAUAAAAAAUAAUAAUAAAUAUAAAUAGGGCAAAAUCCUCUUUCCCUCUUUCACUCACUCUCUGAUCAACUCCACUCUAGGGUUUUCCCCCCCAAAAUUGAUUCCAUCGAUUUUUCUCUUUGUUAAUUUGUAAAUUAACAAAUUUGCUGGCACGACACUGAAUUGAUGGUUGAAGGCAAGGAAGGUGCCGGGCCCGAUUCGAGGCCCGGGUCGAAUUCCGGGUCAUUGUUCGAAUCAUCAGGUGACCGCGUGCGGUUCACGGUGGAGCUUCGGCCCGGAGAAACAACAAUCGUAUCUUGGAAAAAGUUACUCAGGGAGGCCAACUCGAGCAAGUCCAGGCCCGGCACAUCAGUUUCGGACCCAUCCGCCGAAGCCCAAUUCCAGCCCGUUUCUCAGCCCGCUCGUUCCCCUCCUCUGGAGGCUCCUCCUUCUUCGAAGCAACACCUGGAGAACGAAUCGAAGGAUUCACAGGCCCAGGCCGGGCCAAAUCGUUUGAGCAACGUGAUUGAGAGAAUCGAGAGAAUGUAUGCGGGCAAUGGGAGUGGCGAUGAGGAAGAUGUUGUGCUAGACAAUGUGCCUGAUGAUGAUGAGUACGAUACAGAAGAUUCCUUCAUUGAUGAUGCUGAGUUGGACGACUAUUUCCAGAUCGAUAACUCCUCGAUAAAACAUGAUGGCUUUUUCGUUAACCGUGGGAAGUUGGAGGGCAUUGAACCUACGAUCCCCACAAACCAGCAGCCGAAGAAGAGGAGACGUGAAGAUUUGACAAAAGGUCAUGGGGGAAGUGAUGAUGGACAUAAUCCAAAUAAAAAUGUGAAAAUAGGAAAUAAAGUUAGAAAGACAUCAUCGAGUCAAAGAAACUCAGGUAGUCAGGCUUCUCCAAUGCAUACUGCUGAAGUUUCAAUAAAGAAUAAAACUGCAGAAUCCCAAACUACAAGAAAUCCUUCGGGAUUGUUGAAUGGUGAUGCCGUCAGGCAGAACAUGGCUACUGACCAGCAGAGAUCUGUAGUUCUCUCAUUGAAAAGCCAUGUUAGCAAACUGAAGGAGACUGAACUUCAAAAUACAUCGACUCAGAGGUCAAAUAAUAAAAACUCAGAUGCAAGCAAAUCCCGUUUUGGGAAACAAAAAAAUAAUGUUGAUGGUCUAGAUCAGUCGAUUCAACAAAAAGGAAAAGGUGGACUUAUAGAGAGAUUUGACCUUAAUGUUCCUGCAAUGGGGGACUCUACGUCAAGUACGAAGGCCGCCCUCAUGCAGAGAAAGGAAGCCGCUAGUGUUAGAUCAAAAAGUACAACACUUGAGAAGGCCAUCAGAGAGUUGGAGAAGAUAGUUUCAGAAUUUAGACCGCCUUCAACAGAAGUUAAGGAUCCGGAUAAUUCGUCUCAGGCAGUCAAGCGGAGAUUGCCACCUGUAAUAAAGCAGAAGCUGGGAAAAGUUGGUAGACUAGCGCAAAUCAGCUACGGGAAAAUCCCAAAGGAAGUGAUCAAUCACCUGAUGAGCAUUGUUGGCCACCUGAUGCAAAUUAGGACGCUGAAGAGAAAUCUUAACGUCACGAGUGAUACGGGAUUAUCUGCUAAACAAGAGAAGGACGAUAUAAUAAAGAAGAUGAAAUUAGAAGUUGCAGAGAUGGUCAAGCUGCGGAUUGUGUCUAUUAAAUCAAAAGUUGAACAACAAGCUGCAAAUUCAGAUGAUUUUCAGGAAGCUGGUCCAGAAGAAAAAGAAGCCUUGAAACGCAAAUAUAUCAUGGACGAUUUAUUGGAAAAUAAGAUUUGCGACUUGUACGACCUUUAUGUUGAGAGGUCAGAAACCAAUUCAGGCCCAUCAGUCAGAAGUCUUUAUGAAGAGCUUGUGAUGUUGUGGCCUAACGGAUCAAUGGAUAUUGAUGGAAUUAAACGUGCUAUCUACAGAGCAAAAGACAGGAGGGGGCUGUGCAGCUUGCGGAAGGAUCAAGAGAAAACCAAGAGAAAGUUGUCAGCACCAAAAGUAAAGGAUGCCACCCAAACACUGCAUACUCACGAGAAAUUAUCGUCCGAUUCUCGCCAAAAAGGUUCUACUUCGACAAGCAAGCCAAUUAUCUCUGCUGCAGCAGCAGCUCACAAUACUGCUCGCGUGCCUAUUUCCUCUGCAAAUGACUCAAAGAUGGAGAAGCCGAAGAAGAAAGAAAAACUAAAAGGCAUCUCUAGCAGCAACCCUGUUGAUACAACACCAUCAAAUGCUUUACCGAACAAGAAAAUAAAAAGAAAUCCAAACGCAGCAGUCUCUGUUGAACCUCAGUUCCGCCUUGAGAAGAUGGUGUCUUCGAAGGUCGAUGAACGGCCCAAACCCCGGAAGCUUAAUAUGGCUGUUCCUCUCCCUAAAUCGAACAACCUUCAGCCAGCUGUGCCUUCCGGCUCUUGAGUACUUAAGUUGACAUAAGCAAAAAAAUUCUAGAUAAUUUUGAGUAGACUACAUUUUUGUUUGUUAGAUAGACUACAUUUUGUUGAUAGUAACUUAUGUAAUUAUUUUGAACUUGAUGAUCAGUUGACUCUGGAUUUUUAAUAUUAGGAGUACGUUAGUUGAAGAGCUCCUUGCCUCCCUUUAUUUAUUU